AUGUACAUCUUUUUUGUUUCCAAUUAUCUUUGCAUUUCUUUUAGUCCCGAAUUUCCAUAUUUCUUUUUCGAAACAUAUCAUAAGAAUUUUGAAAUUUUUUUGAAUUUUACAAAUUCGGUGUCUUUUUCGGAAAUAUUAACUGUUGCGUCUAUAAAACUGUGUUCCAUAUUCUCAAAGAUAAUUUUGAACAUUUUUUAUUCGACCUUUGCGAACUUUGUAUUUUGGUUUCAAUUCGAAAAUUCUCUGAAGAGCGAAGCAUUCAAAUUCACUUUAUUUGCACAUCCUUUAAGGAUGAUCCUUAGACAGUUAUCUGAAGGUCAUAGAUGUUAUGAUUCAAACUAG
Molecule: messenger RNA, 342 nt
Organism: Caenorhabditis elegans
Lineage: Eukaryota; Metazoa; Nematoda; Chromadorea; Rhabditida; Rhabditidae
Gene: K10C2.6
Product: Serpentine Receptor, class BC (Class B-like)
Exons: 1
Coding region: 1-342 (113 amino acids)
Source: RefSeq, marked reviewed